GGGAAGGCGCGCAGUUGACAAAUCAAGCACGUGCCUCGGAUCUUGGCGGCAGCGAUUCCCCUGUAUGCUUCAGCCUUCGCACUUCAAACACGACCGACUCGACACUGAUGCAUGAGCGAGGUCGUCUCCAGCUAUAUGUUGCGCGCCCGAGACGUUAUAUCCGCGCCGUGCCAGGAACGCCCAAGUCAGAGCAGAGAUAAAGCCCUCAAACUUCCGACAUGAACUCGAAGCUGUGGGUUUGCGUCGUAGUGCUCGUGCUGAGUUGCCUCGUCGCCGAGAAUGAGGCCGUCACAAGCCACGCGGAGUUCAAGAAGAGACUGCUCAGCGUCAAUCCCGCAGUGAUGACCCCCCAGUGCAGGAAAGUCUUUAGAAGUUGCAGCGUGAAAAUGUUCGGACUGGUGGGUCUGCUAGACGUUAUGAAGGAUCGAUGGGACGAGUACACCGCUAUCCCCUGCGUGAAGACCAUGUUGGAGAGGAACUACCCGGACUACACUCUGGAAUGCUCGCGAAGCGGCCGCCAUGGAGAGUUCAUUAGGUGUCUCGCGAGCCCUGAAGCAACUGCAUCUCUCAACGAGAAACAAAAAGACUCCUUGGACAGUGGAAUCAAAUGUCUCUUGGACAACUCAUUGCCCUGAGGUCGCCCUUGCAAAUAGCAUCUGGGAUGGUGCUUUGGUGUCCGCAAGCCAAUAAAAGUGGCACGCUCGAUUGCUUUAAA
Ixodes scapularis (black-legged tick) is the source of this 715-nucleotide messenger RNA. RefSeq lists its product as uncharacterized. NCBI's taxonomy places the organism in Eukaryota, Metazoa, Arthropoda, Arachnida, Ixodida, Ixodidae. The coding region runs from base 219 to 635 and encodes 138 amino acids. The transcript has 6 exons. The record is from RefSeq and is a predicted model, not a curated record.